Molecule: messenger RNA, 8874 nt
Organism: Paramormyrops kingsleyae
Lineage: Eukaryota; Metazoa; Chordata; Actinopteri; Osteoglossiformes; Mormyridae
Source: RefSeq, a predicted model, not a curated record
GAAUGCUGCGUGUCGGCGGGGAGGUGUGCGCGUCUUGCUUCAACUCCCAGGGCAUAUUCCUUUAACUUGUCCUCCUCCUCCUCCUCCCUGUCUGGAUUAUUGUUAAGCACGGCGAACUGGGAAACACGCAGUAACGCCUGGCUCCAGAUGGCUAGAACCCUGGCUCUGAGUAGGGGCAGGACUGCUCGCACGCCCCCGUCGCUCAUUUACGGGCUGCUCUUGCUCUCAGUGGCCGUGACAGGCAGCGCAAACGCACAGCGCAUCGGCGCUACCGGCCUGUCAUAUGCGCUCCGAUCUGAACUUUCCGAGGAUACCAUACUGGUUGCCAACAACGGGAUACGCGUGCCUUUCGGGAGGUCCGCUUUCAUUGACCCUAUCAACGAUUUAGUCACUCAAGUCCAGCCGGGAGACAGAUGCAGCAUAACUGUCCUGGAUAACGACCCACUGUCACAAAGACCCGGACACUUGUCUCCGAAAAAGUUUUCGUGCGAAUUCGGUCCCAAUGACGUGAAGUACACGCACUUCGGCUCCAGGAGCCCUUCGAAAGACAGAGUCCGGGUCCAGCUCAGGUAUGACACGCAGACCGAUACCAUUAUUAUACCAUUCAUGAUGGAAGUAGAGGUUGUUUUCACCCAGCUGGAAGUGUUAACCAGAAACAUGCCGCUUACUGUAGAAAAACUGUUCGGUGUCAGUAACCCCAUUGACCGAAAAAUUUUGGAGUUUACUUUUGAUAGAAACUCACAGCAGUGCAAAGUGUCGUCUUUAUCCAGUACCAGUAUAUUGCCCAGUUAUGGGAAACUUGUUGAUGGGGGCAAACUGGGGAAAAUGAUGGACUGUGAUGAAUUACUUAAGUCAGAUGUACGCUAUCGUCACACAUCCGAGCAAAAAUCCCCUAACAGAGAUUAUAUUCCAAUGAUGGUCGAAUUACAAGACAAGGAGGGAAAUCUUAUCAAACAGGAGUUUUUCCAGAUCCUGGUGCGCAUACGUGAGGGAGAAGAAAACACUCCACCUAAGCCCAGCUUUGUUGCAAUGAUGAUGAUGGAGGUGGACCAAUUUGUUAUGACCGCAAUAACACUGGACAUGUUGGCUGCAGAAGACACAGAAUCAGAUCCAGACAGCCUGAUUUUCAAUAUCACCUCUCCAUUGUCCUUGGAGGAGGGUUGCAUCGUCAGUACAGAUGAUCGGAAUUUACCAAUCACAUCUUUCUAUCAAGGGGACGUUAAGGAUCUAAAAAUAGCAUACAAGCCACCCUCAAUAGAUUCUGACACCGAGAGAAUUUUCCAGAUUGAAUUUGAGGUGGUGGACGCAGAGGGAGCCGUUUCUGACCCAUUUGCCUUCAUGAUUGUAGUUAAGCCCAUGAACACUCUAGCUCCAGUGGUGACCAGGAACACUGGCCAGCUUUUGUAUGAAGGCCAGUCUAGGCCACUGUUCAGUGAUGGCAACCUGGAAAUCAGUGAUGAGGACAACCUGGACGAUGUCAGAAUCAAUGUCAUUGAUGGGCUGCGGCACGGACAGCUGACUGUUUUGGGCUCCAGUGCGAUGUUCUUCACGCCAGCCGACCUCGACAACAGCGUUGUCGUUUAUCAACACGAUGGCAGUGACACGUACAGCGACAACAUCAUUUUCAGAAUGACAGACGGCAAACACGAGGUGGAGUUUCUCUUUCCGAUCACCGUCGUGCCGACUGAUGACGAACCUCCAAUUGUCAACGCUAACACAGGCCUGGUGCUGUUCAAGAACCAGAUGAUGCCUAUGUCAGCACUGAUGCUAAGUGCGGCAGACAUCGACUCUGAGGAUUCAACUAUAAAGUUCACCAUUAAACCGCCCUUCUCUGCCAUUGGAGAAGUGUUACUGCGGCAGGCUGAGGCUCCAGAAGACCCAUCCUCGUGGAAGUUUAACGCAGCUGAUGAACUUUAUGAAAAAGUGGUGACGGAAUGGCUGCAGCAAGACCUUACUGAUGGAAAGGUGUUUUACAGACACGUGGGGCCCCACAACACUGACAUUGUGAUGGAUCAGUUCAAGUUCCAUGUUCAGGAUGACAACGACCCGCCCAACCAGUCUGAGGAGAGCACAUUUGUCAUCAAGGUCCUUCCCAUUGACGAUGUCCCACCUGAGCUGUACCCUGGCACUGUUCUGCAAAUGACAGUGCAUGAGUACCAGCUGACUCAUUUUACUAAAAAGGUUCUGCGCUACACCGACCUCGACUCAGAGGACCGGGAUCUGAAAUACAUGAUCAUCCAGCCACCCACAGACAUGGAUGAGAAUAACCGAGUUGUUCUAGGAUCCAUUGUUCUGACAGAGAAUCCUGACACUGAAGUGACUGAAUUCACGCAGGCACAAAUUAAUCAUCACAAAAUUGCCUACAAACCCCCCGACCUCGAGCUGGGGAUCACUCCACACAUCUUGCAGUUCCAUUAUACUGUUGAAGACACUGCAGGUAACACUGUUGUUGGAACAUUCACUAUAUUCUUGCAGCCUGUUGACAACAAGCCCCCUCAGAUUACCAACACUGGCUUCACUGUCUUUGAGCGGGGCAUGCACAUCCUGACACAUGCUGAACUGGACACUAAAGACGCCGACACAGAUGGCAACCAGAUAACAUUUACACUUAUCCAACCUCCACUCCAUGGUGAGGUCAAAUACAUAUUGACAGACUUGACCAAAGGUGACUCCUUUAAACUGGAGGACAUUUCUAAUGGCAGGAUCUCCUAUGUCCACAAUGGGGAUGAAUCCACAAGGGAUUUGUUCCAACUGGAUGUCAGUGAUGGCAUCCACAUUGUCACGAUCACGGUGAAGGUGGCAGUGAAGCCUGUCGACGAUGAGACACCAAUAAUUAGCCUGCCCGCGGGCACCAUUGGCUCCCACAUGGACGUUCUGGAGAACAGUGCCACAGAGAUUACAACUAAUGUCAUCCAAGGGAAAGAUGAAGACACAGAUGAUCUCAGGCUGACAUUUAUUGUGGAAGAUGCCCCUAUUUUUGGGCAGAUUUUUGUCAGUGGGGUUCCUUCUACGCAGUUUACCCAGGCUGACAUAAUCAAUGGACAUGUAGUGUAUGCUCAUACGAGUGGGGAGAUUGGCCUGACCACAAAGAAUGACUACUUCAACCUAACGCUAACUGACAUGUCAGAUGAAUGGACGGUAGGGGGCAAUAGAGUGAAUGGGGUCCGUGUUGAGGUCACCAUCCUCCCAGUGGACAACCGUUCCCCUGAGGUCACAGUGGGGCCUUUAUUCAGUGUGGUGGAAGGAGAAAAGAAUGUCAUAGAAGGACAUCAGAUAAGUGCCAAAGAUGCUGACACGCUCAUCGGUGACAUUCUCUGCACAAUCAUUGUCCAGCCCACCUCUGGAUACUUGGAGAACAUCUCACCUGCUCCUGGCUCAGAGAAGUCAAGAACUGGUACAGCCAUCAGUGCUUUUACCAUUAAGGACAUCAGACAAGGUCACAUUUAUUAUGUUCAGAGCAUUCAUAGGGGUAUGGAGCCAGUUGAGGACAGAUUCACAUUCAGCUGUUCAGAUGGCAUAAACUAUUCAGAGCGCCAUUUUUUCCCCAUUGUCAUCAUUCCCGCCAAUGAUGAAAUGCCUGAAAUUUUCACUAGAGAGUUCGUUGUGAUGGAAGGCAUGAAUAUUGUUAUUGACACCCCCAUCCUUAAUGGUGCUGAUGGUGAUUUUCCGCGCGAUAAAUUAACAUUCAUCGUCACCAGACCACCCAAGCAUGGCUACAUUCUCAACCAGUUAACCACCAGCUCAGUCCCAGUCACUAAUUUUACCCUUGACCAAAUCACAGAGGGUUCAACUAUUGUAUAUGAGCAUGAUGAUUCAGAGACUACUGAGGAUAGCUUUGAUAUCCGCCUCACAGAUGGUAAGUUCACAGAAGAGAAAACGGUCAUUGUCAUGAUAAUCCCAGUGGAUGAUGAAACACCCAGGAUGUCUAUCAAUGAUGGCCUGGAAGUAGAGAUUGGGGAAACUAAAAUAAUCAACCAGAAAGUGUUGAAGGCCACAGAUCUCGACUCAGAUGACAGCAGUCUGACAUACAUCAUUCGUCUUGGACCAGGACAGGGGUUCCUGCAAAGGAAAACUCCUUCUGGGUUACUGGAGAAUAUUACAGUUGGCAUGAACUUCACACAGAGACAAGUCGACCUUGAUCUCAUCGUGUACAUUCACAAUGGACAGGAGGGCAUCCGUGACCUCAUCAAGUUUGACGUCACGGAUGGCUUCAACAGUCUCAUAGACAGAUACUUUUACAUCACCAUUGGCAGUAUUGAUAUGGUGUUUCCUGAUGUGGUGAGUAAAGGCGUGUCUCUCAAAGAGGGUGGCAUGGUGACCUUCACUACAGACCUCCUGAGCACCAGUGAUCUGAACAGUCCAGAUGAAAACCUGGUUUUUACUAUCACCCGGGCACCUGUACGUGGGCAUCUGGAGUGCACAGAUACUCCUGGCAUGCCCAUUGUGUCCUUCACACAGCUCCAGCUUGCAGGGAGCAAGAUCUACUACAUCCAUACAUCAGACGAUGAGGUCAAGAUGGACAGCUUCGAGUUUGAGGUCACGGACGGCUACAAUCCUGUGUUCCGCACGUUCCGCGUGUCCAUCGUGGAUGUAGACAACAAGAAACCUGUCCUCACGGUGCACCGUCUGACGGUAAUGGAAGGUGAGAGCAAACUGAUCACGCCCUUCGAGUUGACUGUGGAGGACCAGGACACGGCAGACCGCCUGCUGAGGUUCACAGUCACGCAAGUGCCCGUACACGGCAGGCUGCUCUUCAAUAACACCCACCCCGUAACCUCGUUCACCAAACAUGACCUUGAGGAGAAUAUGAUCAGCUACCGGCACGAUGGCACCGAAUCACCGGCGGACAGCUUCUCGUUCACCGUCACCGAUGGGACGCACUCCGACUUCUACGUAUUCCCCGACACUGUGUUUGAGACCCGGAAGCCACAGAUGAUGAAGAUCACCAUUCUGUCCAUUGACAACGGGGUGCCGCAGAUCGUUGUCAACAAGGGCGCUUCCACGCUGAAGGUCCUGUCAGUAGGACGGCUGGGGUUUAUGAUCACCAGUAAAAUCCUGAAAGCUGAAGACAGAGACAGUGUCCGACACUCCCUGAUUUUCCACAUCACUGCUGGUCCUGAGCAUGGCCACCUUCUGAACCUGGCAAAAGGCAAUGCCACCAUCACCUCAUUCACCCAAGCUGACCUGGACGACCUGAAGAUCUGCUAUGUUUUGAGUGACCACAAGAAUGCCACAUCUGACAUAUUCCAUUUCUCUGUCUCGGACAGCGGUGGCAACCAGCUGAGAAACCAGCAGUUUCUCUUGAACUGGGCGUGGAUCUCCCUGGAGAAGCAGCACUACGUGGUAGACGAGGACGCCAAGGUCCUGGAGGUGCUGCUGAAGCGCAGGGGCUUCCUGGGGGAGACGUCAUUCGUCAGCAUCAGCACCAGGGACGGAACGGCUGAGCGCGACAAGGACUUCCGGGGCAAGUCGCAGAAGCAGGUCCAGUUCAACCCGGGCCAGACGGCAGCUACGUGGCGUGUGCGCAUCCUAGCGGACGGCCAGUUCGAGCAGUCAGAGAACUUCCAGAUCAUCCUGUCGGAGCCAGUCAUGGGGGUGCUGGAGGUCCCAUCCGUGGCCAACGUGGACAUUGUCGACCCCAGGGAUGAGUCCACGGUCUUCAUCCCCCAGUCCAGCUACGCCAUUGAGGAGGAUGUUGGUGAGCUGUUUAUACCCGUGAAGCGAAGUGGAGACAUCAGCCAAGAACUCAUGGUAAUCUGCUACACUCAGCAAGGUACAGCCACAGGCACCGUCCCCACCACAGUCCUCUCCUACUCCGACUACAUCUCGCGUCCUGAGGAACACAUCAGCGUGCUGCGCUUCGACAAAGGUGAGGCGGAGAAGGCCUGCCGUGUUGUCAUCAUCGACGAUUCGUUGUACGAAGAAGAAGAGAACUUCAACGUCACGCUCAGCAUGCCCUUGGGAGGGCGACUGGGCUCGGAGUACCCUAGCGCCCGUGUCAACAUCCUGCCCGACCAGGACGACGCACCUGCGUUCUACUUCGGAGAGCUGGAGUACCACGCUGAUGAGAGCGAGGGCCAUGUGGAGGUACGCGUGUGGAGAACCGGGACCGAUCUGUCCAAGGUGGCCACCGUUACCGCACGUUCCCGAAAGACCGAGCCCGUUUCCGCCGAAGCUGGCACGGACUAUGUGGGGAUCAGCCGCAAUCUAGAUUUUGCCCCAGGGGUGAACAUGCAAACCUUACGUGUGACCAUCCUGGAUGACCUGGGCCGCCCCGCCCUCGAGGGAGUAGAGAGGUUCGAGCUGGUACUGCGAAUGCCGAUGAACGGCGUUCUUGGAGAGCCAAGCAAGACCACCAUCUACAUCAACGACUCUGCCUCAGACUUGCCCAAAGUACAGUUCCGGAAUACCAUGUACACAGCCAAUGAAAAUGAGGGUCAGGUCUCAGUCAUGGUGCACCGCAGCGGUGACAUCAGCUACCGGUCCACUGUCAGAUGCUACACCCGGCAGGGCUCUGCCCAAGUGAUGAUGGACUUUGAAGAGCGGCCGAACACUGAUGCCUCGCUCAUCACCUUUCUCCCAGGGGAAACGGAGAAGCCGUGCAUACUGAAGCUGGUGGACGACUCGCUUCACGAGGAGGACGAGGAGCUCCGGCUGGUGCUGGGGAGUCCCAGGAGUGACUCGCCGUUUGGGGCGUCUGUCGGGGCUCAAAACGAGACACUCGUCAGGAUAAACGACCAUGCAGACAAGCCCAUCAUCAAGUUCGCUGAGACCAAGUUCAGCGUGAGCGAGCCACGAGAGGUCGGCCAGGUGGCGGUGGUUCGGAUCCCCGUGCUGCGGGUGGGAGACUCCUCCAAGGUGUCGGUGGUUCGCGUUCACACCAAAGACGGCUCUGCCACCUCAGGAGAGGACUACCACCCCAUAUCCAAAGAUGUGGAGUUUAAGGAAGGGGACACGCGACGUGUGGUGGAGGUAGAGAUUCUGUACGACGGCGUGCGGGAAAUGAGGGAGGCCUUCACUGUCCACCUGAAGCCUGACGAGAACAUGGUCGCUGAGAUCCAGAUGAGCAAAGCCAUCGUGUACAUCGAGGAAGUUAGUAUGGCCGAUGUCACCUUCCCCUCCCUGCCAGAAGUGGUCUCCCUGCUGGAGUACGACGACACCGGUCGGACCACGGACCGCCUCCACCCCACAGCUGGUUACCCUGUCAUCUGCGUUACGGCCUGCAAUCCAAAAUACUCAGACUACCACAAGACAGGCUCCAUCUGUUUUAGCGAGCACAUCAACAACACCCUGACCCGGUACCGCUGGCUGGUCAGCGCUCCCGCUGGGCCCGAUGGUGUCACUAGCCCCAUGAGGGAGGUGGACUUUGAUACCUUCUUCACGUCCUCCAAGCUCAUCACUCUGGACUCCAUUUACUUCCAAGCCGGCUCGCGGGUUCAGUGCGUCGCCCGCGCCGUCAACUCCAACGGUGACGAGGGCCUGGAGAUAAGCAGCCCAGCUGUCACCAUCAGCGUGGAGGAGGGCUUGUGCCAACCCCGUAACCUGGGCACGGUGGGUGCUGAGCCCUUCUCCGCCAAGCUGCGCUAUACGGGAGCUGACGACCCCGACCAUGCCAACCUCAUCAAGCUGACAGUCACCAUGCCACACAUCGACGGCAUGCUGCCAGUGAUCUCCACUCGGCAGCUAUCCAACUUCGAAUUAACGCUCAGCCCAGACGGCACACGGGUGGGCAACCACCGCUGCUCCAACCUGCUGGACCAGCACGAGGUCACCACCCGUCACGGCUUCCUUACCGACGCUGCCCACGGCGCCAAUGUCAUCGGGGAUGCCAUGCCGUACCAGUACAGUUCCGCCCUGCGGGGUGCGGGGGCGCUGCGCUUCUACAGGAACCUGAACCUGGACGCCUGCCUCUGGGAGUUCACCAGCUACUACGACAUGUCCGAGCUGCUCACGGACUGCGGGGGGACGAUCGGGACCGAUGGGCAGGUGCUGAACCUCGUCCAGUCAUACGUGACUCUGCGUGUCCCGCUCCACGUAUCCUACGUCUUCCACUCUCCCGUGGGCUUGGGCGGCUGGCAGCACUUCGACCUGCAGUCUGAGCUGCGUCUCACCUUCGUGUACGACACUGCCAUCUUGUGGAGGGAUGGUAUCGGGAGCCCUCCUCAGGCAGAACUGCAAGGUUCUCUGUAUCCAACCAGCAUGCGGAUCAACGAACAGAGCCGCCUAGUGGUGAACUUCCGCACGGAGGCUCGCUUCCGAGGCCUUUUCGUAACGUCACAUUCUGGCUCCUCGAUGUCCUCCAUGGUCAUGUGCACCGAUCACCCAGGGCUCACCUUCAACCUGAGCCUGGUGAGGAGCGAGCAGACGUACAACCAGCCCAUGCAGCAGUGGACUUUCACCUCCGACUUCGCCAUACGAGAUUACUCGGGCACCUACACUGUGAAGCUGGUCCCAUGCACGUCUGCCCCCACCUUCGAGUACAGUUUCCCCCCUGUCUGCAGCCCCCGGGAGCCUGUGACCUUUGACCUUGACAUUCGCUUCCAGCAGGUGAGCGACCCUGUACCCGUGGAAUUCAGCCUGAACACACAAAUGUUCCUGUUGUCCAAGAAGUCACUCUGGCUGUCUGAUGGCUCCAUGGGUUUCGGACAAGAGAGCGACACCGUUUUUGCAGCGGGUAUGAAAGCAGAGUCACAAUUAUGUCCAGUAUGACAAUACCACCACCUUUGGGCCAAAAGACAUUAUUGAUAGCCCGUUUCAAAUGAAGGAACGUAUCUUUCUUUCACAAAAGACAUUCAGUAUGUGAUUCCAUUACUUGCACCAGCACUGUCAGGAAAAAGGUUACAGACCCAGUACAGCUUUGUUUCUCAAGGUACA